Messenger RNA from Knipowitschia caucasica, 297 nucleotides. Lineage: Eukaryota; Metazoa; Chordata; Actinopteri; Gobiiformes; Gobiidae. The record is from the annotation of a GenBank genome assembly.
AUGCAGGAGGAGGAGGAGGAGGAGGAGGAGGAGAAGAGAGAGAGGAGGAGGAGAAGGGGGAUGAGAAGGAGGAAGAGCAGGAGGAGGAGGAGAGAGAGAGGAGGAGGAGGAGAAGAGAGAGAGGAGGAGGAGGAGGAGGAGAGAGAGAGGAGGAGGAGAGAGGAGGAGGAGGAAGAGCAGGAGGAGGAGCAAGAAGAGGAGGAGGAGAAGGAGAAGGAGGAGCAGGAGCAGGAGGAGGAGGAGGAGGAGGAGGAGAAAAAGGGGAAGAACUUUAUCAUAAUAAAGAAGCAUGUCUAA